Messenger RNA from Scatophagus argus, 6429 nucleotides. Its product is annotated as serine/threonine-protein kinase BRSK2-like. Gene Ontology annotation, biological process: protein phosphorylation; microtubule cytoskeleton organization; intracellular signal transduction. The record is from RefSeq and is a predicted model, not a curated record. Lineage: Eukaryota; Metazoa; Chordata; Actinopteri; Scatophagidae. Gene Ontology annotation, cellular component: cytoplasm. The transcript is spliced from 17 exons. Bases 1522 to 3789 code for a protein of 755 amino acids. Gene Ontology annotation, molecular function: tau-protein kinase activity; ATP binding; protein serine/threonine kinase activity.
UGCAGUGUUUUUAAUGAGGCACAAAGGAGGAGCACAGCCAGCUGGAAACCGGUUUUAUUCUCAUUUCUGUGCAUUAAAAAAAGACUUAAGAUAUAACAACAAAAGUUUGUUAUGUUUGUCUGCUGCUCUUCAUGUCAUCAUGUCACACCCUCUUCUUCUACUGUGAUUUAAAACCCUGACUGGAGACCUGGCGCCACCUGCUGCCUGUAGAGCUCCUGUAAUAAUCGUACGACGGCAGCAAACAUGGCCGAUAAACCGUCUUAAUGUCUCGUAUCAUCUCAGGUCAGGGUGUUGAAUGCUGGUGGACAACAGCUCGCACUGUUUGUCUUCGUUCACCUCGAUGACCUCAUGUGCCUAAGCAGCUGCAGUCCAGUGAUGGUGUCAGAGGGCAGUGAACGUCCCACAGUGGUUUCACCCAGCUUAUUCACUGUGCAGCUGACAACAUCAGACCAACUGACUCAUUAUUUCCUCACACACUCUCCUCCUGCAGGACGCAUGCAGCUCUAAAGCUGUCACUUCAACUAACAUUCAGCUUUAGCACCAGAAACGAUUUAAUUUAUUUAAUUUGUGAUCCUUUGCUUUCCUGACAAGCACAACACAAAAAGAAUUUGACAGUAAAUUAGUUUGGUAAGUAAUCACCCACAGUGUAACAUAAAUCCACUUUAGACAGAAAAUGGUCCAAGCAUUGCUCGAAGCCGAGUUCUGCAACAGCAGAUUCCCUCCUGUGUUCCUGAAGGCACCUUCAGUCCGUCGGCUCGCGGCCGCAGUGUUGUUUGUGUGAGAGCGAUCGCACGUCAAAGACGCUCCGCCUCGCGCCAUUAAGACGCCAGCUGUUCAUCUGUGAACAUUUAAACCCAGAUACGAAGUGCAGUCGGACUCGUUAUGAGUUAACGCAGGGCUCGGCAACCCGCGGCUCCGGGGCGCAUGCGGCUCUUUCACCCCUCUUGUGUGGCUCCCGUGGCUAAGAGAGGGCGAGCAUAUUUGGGGGGGAAAUGAUGUGAAUAUAAUAAUGGACACUUAAUUUAAAUUGAUUUCAUUCUAGUCGUUCAUCAGUGAUCUAAAUAAAACACGGAGGCUGCGUUGAAUGAACGACCGUAACCUGCGUCCGUUUAUCAGCACUCUUUAACAACGUCUGCACACCAACAGCAACACCAUUUCCGGACUCUUCCUUCAAAAUAAAAGCACUACCUGUACUUCUAAAUCACAUGCCAGAAGAACAUAUUAUUAUAUAUUAUAUAUAACUGACUACUUUCAAAAAGUAGGUUAUAGUUGUAAUAGUUAUUUCUUUGGACACUGGGGUGCUCUUGUGACAUUAACGUAAAACUUGUUUUAAUAUCUUGUCGAUCAAAAUAUCCGUCACGUCCUGUUUGCGACACCUUUUGCCGCCAAAUCAGUGACCCGUUUUGCUCCCCGGUAAGCUAGCAGUGGACAAAUCAAGGAAGAGGAAAGUUGUAGACGAAAAUAGAUCGUUUAAUGGACAGAUUCGUUUGGUUUUACUGCUGACAAAACUGGCUUACCGGUAUGCGUAACGUGUGCCACAGAGAUUUGAAACCUGAGAACUUGUUGUUAGACGAGAAGAACAACAUCAGGAUAGCGGACUUUGGCAUGGCGUCUCUGCAGGUCGGGGACAGCCUGCUGGAGACCAGCUGUGGAUCUCCGCACUACGCCUGCCCAGAGGUGAUCAGGGGGGAGAAGUACGACGGGAGGAAGGCGGACGCGUGGAGCUGUGGUGUCAUCCUGUUUGCACUUUUAGUGGGCGCCCUGCCGUUCGACGACGACAACCUGAGGAAUCUUUUGGAGAAGGUGAAGCUGGGAGUUUUCCACAUGCCUCACUUCAUCCCUCCAGACUGUCAGAACCUUCUGCGUGGCAUGAUUGAAGUGGACGCCUCCAAGAGGCUCACGUUAGAGCAGAUCCAGAAGCACACGUGGUACCUAGCUGGGAAGAACGAGCCCGAGCCCGAGCAGCCCGUCCCCAGGAAGGUGGCCAUCAGGACGCUGGCCUCGGCCGAGGAGAUCGACCCCGACGUCCUGGAGAGCAUGCACUCGCUGGGCUGCUUCAGAGACAAGGACAAGCUGACCAAAGACCUGCUAUCUGAGGAUGAAAACCAGGAAAAGAUGAUCUACUUCCUGCUGCUGGACCGUAAGGAGAGGUACCCCAGCCACGAGGACCAGAACCUGCCGCCACGCAACGAGAUCGCAGACCCUCCCAGGAAGCGCGUGGACUCGCCCAUGCUGAGCCGCCACGGUAAGCGGAGGCCAGAGAGGAAGUCCAUGGAGGUGCUGAGCGUCACGGAGGGAGGAUCUCCUGUCCCGGUGCGACGAGCCAUCGACAUGGCAACCCACGGCCAGAGGUCGCGGUCGAUCAGCGGCGCCUCCUCUGGUCUGUCCACCAGUCCUCUCAGCAGUCCCAGGCCCAACCGGCGAUUUUUCAUCCCACCCCAGUCCCCAGACUUGUGUCAGUCCCCCAACUGCAGUCCCACCCACUCCCCUGAGGUCCGCCUUAACGGGGUGGGGCCACGCACGCCCAACUCCUUCCAGCCAAAGAUGGGGUCUCCGCUCAUGCACCCCCGCACGCAGACCCUCCCCGCCAAGCCCAAAGUGUCUGAGAAGCCCCUGCAGACCACCAGGUCCAACCCCCUUCCCAACACAGCCCAGUCUCCCACAACACCCAAAUCUGAGCCCUCGACACCCAGCCAGCCUCUGGCUCCCUGCAUCCCCAACAGCCCACGGGUGAGACGCCACCCUCCCCUCACUGUCCCUCCCAAGCUGUCCAUCCCCCUCUCCCCAGUGCCCCCCAUGUCGCCCCGCCGUCGCCACCACCUCCACCCUGACCACAACGGCAAAUCUGUCCCCAUCACGCAGGUGACCCCCCACCCCUCCCCCAGAGGGAGCCCUCUCCCCACCCCCAAAGGCACUCCGGUGCACACGCCCAAGGACAGCCCGACCGGCACGCCCAGCCCGACGCCGCCGCCCAGCCCCUCCAUUGGGGGCAUGCCCUGGAGGACACGCCUCAACUCCAUCAAGAACAGCUUCCUGGGCUCGCCGCGCUUCCACCGCAGGAAAAUGCAAGUUCCUACUCAGGAGGACAUGUCCAGUCUGACUCCAGACUCUUCUCCAGAACUGGCUAAGAAGUCGUGGUUCGGUAACUUCAUCAACCUGGAGAAGGAGGAGCAGAUCUUUAUCGUGAUCAGAGACAAACCUCUCAGCUCCAUAAAGGCAGACAUCGUCCACGCCUUCCUCUCCAUCCCCAGUCUGAGCCACAGCGUCAUCUCUCAGACCAGUUUCCGGGCCGAGUACAAGUCCACAGCCGGCCCGACGGUUUUCCAGAAGCCGGUCAAGUUCCAGGUGGACAUCACCUACUCCGAGAGCACCAGCGCCACCAAGGACAACGGCAUCUACUCUGUCACCUUCACCCUGCUGUCAGGUCCCAGCCGGCGUUUCAAGCGUGUGGUUGAGACCAUCCAGGCGCAGCUGCUCAGCUCCAACGACCAGCCCGGCAUCCAGCCUCAGAUAUCUGAUGGCUCUCAGCGCUCAGCCUCUUUGCCCAGUAAAUCCUCCAAGCGUGGCAGCCCGUUGAGUAACUUCUUUGACGUAAUUAAACAGCUUUUUUCAGACGAGAAGAACAUCCAAGCGUCCCACUCCCCUGGCGCCCCCGCCACGCCUAGCUCCCCCGCCAAGCAUGCCCCCAGCAGCAAGCCCAACCAGCCCCCGCCCAAUGACUCUAAAUGCCCCCCUGGCAAAGACAAAACAAAGAUGGCCGGCAGCAACAGGACACAGGAACAACCUUAAGGAGCGGUAGCUGUGCAUGACUAGACGAGAAGCAGUAAUCAGGUCAUUAAACCAGAGAACGACAGAGGAGAGCUGCUAACUUUACCCUUUAGUUAGGAGUGAAAACAAAAAAGAAAUCUACUUUUUGCCUAUAAAUUUUGUACUGUAUAAUGGGAAUGGCUACUUCAGUUUAAAAGUUGAUCAGUAUUUUACAAUACAAUACAAGUAGCAAAUGUAGCUUUGUUGUCCCCACCUUCUGUCCCUCUCUGUGUCCUCGUCACACGUGUGAUGGCUUGACUUGUCUCUGCCACCAGGGAUCAUCCAUAAUAACUAUUAACCUCUUCGAGACCGGCCGACAGCGGCCCACUCACGGCCCGCCACCACCAAGAGAGGACAGAGGACCCCUUCCCUCCCCCACAUCACAUCACGCCACUCCACUCCCCCCUCCCCACCCCGUCCGGCUGCAUCGGUAGAGUCCGCUUCGUCACCAGACCAAACACAUCUCAGAAGAGUUGUGAAAAGAAAAAAAGCCUUAAGACAGUGAAGUUUGUCAGUCUACACACACAUCCCCACUCCUCUUUUCUCUUUCUUCCCUUUCUCCCACAUGUACAUAAAAACACAUGCUGUAUGUACUCGACACAAACAUGACUUCUUUGCGGGAUGUAAUGACACGCUGACAAACAGGAAGCUGGAGCAGCGAAGAAGCGGAGGCGGCCGUUCGUACGAACACUGGCUGGACUGUAAUUCUUGUUAAUGUCUUUUUUGUGAACGGCAGGAUUUUCAGGCUCGCCCUGUGACGUUUCUGUGAAUGGGUUCUCGCAGUUAAAAGGCUGCACAUAAAAGUAUGAUGGGGGGGUGAUAUUACGUAAAUGAAUGAUUUAUUCUGUUGUACAGAUUAAACAAUGUUCCGUAUGUACAAAAAGUGUAGUUGUGACAUGUUUUAGAGUUGUGUUGUCAUAUUUUGUUUUGUAUUCCUGUGUAGGCCUGGUCACACCAGUGUGGAAAACAGCAAAUUUUCACAGUGAAAUGAAUUCAUUCCAGUGGAAUCCCUGCAAUUUGUAGAUUUGUUAAGAAGCUGAAUAAAUCUGUGCAAAUUUUUCAGUCAUCUGCUGAAUUUAGAAAGAACAUCAAACAGGAGAGGCCAGAACGAAGUAAGCUAUCUUAUCGUCAUCGCAGUUAACUUUCAUUUCACCUCCUCUGCAAAAGAGAAAUGGCUUGGAGACAGUAAUGAGACAGGACACCAUGAUACAAAUACUGACAGUUAGCAACAUGACAUUAGCUUUCAGGUGCUAACUGACAGUUAGCAACAUGACAUUAGCUUUGUGUUGCUAACUGAUAGUUAGCAACAUGACAUUAGCUUUGUGUUGCUAACUGACAGUUAGCAACAUGACAUUAGCUUUGUGUUGCUAACUGAUAGUUAGCAAUGUGAGCUUACUGUCAUUUUGCCAACAUCAACUUGUUGCUAACUGUCAACAUCAGAAUCAGAAUUCCUUUAUUUAUGCCCGAAGGGAAAUUGACAACAAAUUUGCAUUGCUAACUGUCAGAAACAUGAACUUUUAGCUAGUGAGUUUGAUAAUUGCUAACUGCUAUUUAAUACAUUCACCGGCUUUGAGAAUCCCCAAAAUGCCAGGGGGAGUAAACAUUCAAAUACUGAGAAAAUAGGAUGUAGUUUAGCGUAUUGUGACUAAGUAUUGGUAGCAUGUCCUGGCUGGCUAGCAUGUUAACUCACCACUUUUGUUGUUUUGUUUGCUUUCUGGUGUGACCAAGCCUUAUCUUUAAAAUGUCUCCUGUUCCUUUUGCACUUUUGACAAGUGAAUCAGAUUUGGGUUCAGUUACAUCAUGUAAGCGCAUUUUUAAUUUUCAUUAUAAUUUUUUACAAUAUUGAACUGCUCUGUAUAUUUUUGUACUUUAUUGUAUUAUUGUUUUGUUAUUAAUUUAUUUUUCAGUUAUUUAUAUGAAAGAAGUAGAGAAUGUUUCUUAACGUCAAAGUAUUUAAGGAUAUUUUCGUCAUGUUUAAGUUAUUUGAUCACUAAGAAAUCUCGAAACGUUUGUGAGCGUUCGUUCCUUUUCCCAGCUUUUUGACGAGAGACACCUUGUAAUAUACGUUUGGAAAAUGAUUUACCGUAAUUUAAGAAUGUAGACUUAGCCUCUUUGAGAGGAACAAACCCUCUGUUGAUAAUUGUUGGCUCCUUCUUCCCCUCCAUGUGUAUGAUGACUCAGAUCUCACCACACACUCAUUCUGUAAAUAAGCCAAGUUAACUGACAAGCUUAUUUAAAAAACCAAGGGGAUUCCUACUCUUAGCUUUGACCUCGUACGGUUGUUUGCAUGUUCAGCAUUCGUCUUUUCUUUGCAUGUCGUCGUUGGAAUUGUUCUCCUUUUCCUCUCUCCACACUUAUUUAUAUACUUAUGUCCUUUAUGUGCUUUCGUUUUAAUUUGCCUUCUGAUUUUUUUUUUUAAUUUUUAUUUCUUUCUUUCGCCGUCCUCUUGCCCUUUCCCAACCUUCUGAUUACUGUGUGCACACAGUAACCGUGCAAUGCAUCCUCCUUACUCAUUCUCUCAAAGAGGGACCUCUCUGGCGAUCGGGUUGCUCACCAGCUGGGUGGGUGUUGGGUUAUAAGAGAGAAAAAUUAAAGCAAUACCUUUCAUUGUUCGCAUUCCUC